GCUAUCACUUGCAUGCAGUGUCAAACAUGAGUGAUAACAGAGUUCAAGCACAUGGCGAGGUUGUUAAGAUCAAUGUGGGUGGAACAAUUUUUGAAACCUAUCUGUCUACUUUAAUGAGAGUUGAUAAUACUGUACUCUCUGCUAUGGCUGCUAGUUGGCGAAAUCAAGAAGUGCUAUUCGUGGACAGAAGUCCAACUCAAUUCGCAAAAAUAUUAGAUUACCUACGAGACAGUGAGAACUUUACACCUCCUCUGGACGAUGGUGCUCGAGAAGAACUUCGGAAAGAGGCUGAGUUCUAUAAUAUGCCUGGCCUUGUCGAGAUGUGCUCACCUGAAGUUUUCCGCGUGGGAGACAGUGUGCAGUGGAGGCAGAGUGUUGUCGAGUCAUACUACCAUCACUCAGUAGCACGCUGGAUUCGAAAAAAUCGUACCGUUGAAUGCCCCGUCUGUUACAAUGACUUUAAACAAUCUCUUUUAUAUAAACAACGGAAUCCUGAAUUCCUUAUGGACUAUAUAGUCUUACUACAUGGAAAGGAACACACGUCAUCGGCCAUAGGUUCUUGCAGCUCGAUGGCACAUUCUGCAAAGUGCAGUGGGAAAACUGGACAACUCCUAUUCCACAAUCUGCACUGCGCUUAG
Molecule: messenger RNA, 638 nt
Organism: Cylicocyclus nassatus
Lineage: Eukaryota; Metazoa; Nematoda; Chromadorea; Rhabditida; Strongylidae
Source: the annotation of a GenBank genome assembly